Lolium rigidum is the source of this 1112-nucleotide messenger RNA. RefSeq names its product 11S globulin seed storage protein 2-like. NCBI's taxonomy places the organism in Eukaryota, Viridiplantae, Streptophyta, Magnoliopsida, Poales, Poaceae. The transcript has 3 exons. The record is from RefSeq and is a predicted model, not a curated record. Bases 81 to 1112 code for a protein of 343 amino acids.
CCAUCAUCUAGCGACUUUUCAAGCCUCGACGUGAUCUUCUUCUUCCACCUCCAGCCAAGCGGAGCUCAGGGAAGGGAAACAUGUCUGCGAAGGCCGGUAAGAUCCUGGUCGAGUCGGAUGCAGGGUCAUACGUGGCGUGGUCCGGCGCUGAUCAGCCGGAGCUCGCCGUGGAGGGGCUCGGGUGCGGCCUGCUCGUGCUCAAGCCCCUCGGCCUCGCGAUGCCGCACUACGCCGACUCCCCCAAGUUCGGCUACGUGCUCGGAGGCAGCGGGGUGGUCGGGGUCCUCCCGGUGGGGGGCGGCGCCGCGGAGAGGGUCGUCCGGCUCGACGCAGGCGACGUCAUCUCCGUGCGCAGGGGGGACGUCUCGUGGUGGUACAACGACGACGCCAACGCGGCCGGCGCCGACCUGUCCAUCGUGUUCAUAGGCGACACGGCGCGCGCCGUCAGCCCGGGGGACAUCUCCUACUUCUUUCUCGCCGGCGGCAACAGCGUCCUGCGCGGCCUCGACGCCGCGGCGUGGGCGCCGGGCGUGACCGCAGAGCAGGCCGCCACCGCGUUCGGGAGCCAGCCGGCCGUUCUCCUCACGAGGCUGAGCGAGAGGCUGCCCGGCGUGUGCCCGCGCGAGCACGACAGGAAAGGGCUCGUAACCAACGCCGGCCACGUCGCCGCCGGGACCGUGAAGACGCUCACCGCGGCGGACCUGGGUGAUCUCGGGAUCAGCGCGGCGCUCGGGAGGCUCGAGGCCGGUGCUGCACGCGCACCGUGGGUGGUCCGGGAGGGCGCGGCGCAGGCGGUGUACGUGGCGCGGGGGAGCGCGCGCGUCCAGGUGUCGUCCAACGCGGGUGGCGAGACGCUGCUGCUGGACGUGGAUGUCCCCGCGGGCAGCGUGUUCGUGGUGCCGCGGUUCGCCGUCGCGUUCCUCGCCGCCGGCGCCGACGGCGUGGAGUGGGUGUCGCUGAUCAAGAGCCCCAGGCCGGCGGUGGAGCAGCUGACCGGGGAGGGCUCGGUGCUCGGCGGCGUCGCGGCGGAGGUUGUGCAGGCCUCGCUAAACGUGGCGCCGGAGCUGGUGGAGCUGCUCGGAGGAGGCCGCCGUGCCGCACCGUCGAACUGA